Molecule: messenger RNA, 1348 nt
Organism: Volvox carteri f. nagariensis
Lineage: Eukaryota; Viridiplantae; Chlorophyta; Chlorophyceae; Chlamydomonadales; Volvocaceae
Exons: 4
Coding region: 31-825 (264 amino acids)
Source: RefSeq, a predicted model, not a curated record
CGUUUCGAAACAAAGAAGUGCGUCAGCGUUAUGCUGCACGCACGUCGAACGUGCCACUGUCGCAAUAUAGGUCCAGCUGCUCGCGUUCGACUGGUAGUUAGGGCACAGCAGCAGGGGCGGCCCCCGUCCAUUCCCAGAAGCCCUGUUCCACCGCCGCCCCGCCCUCCGUCUGGCUAUCCGAGCGAGCAGCGGCCUACGUAUCAAUAUGGCGAGCCGGGUGCGCAGCCAGGCGGCCCAGGCUCUCAACAUUUUGCCCCGGGCGACGCAUCCGCAGCAACACCCUCUCUGCGCAACAGUGCAGCCAACGGAUCCAGCAUGGGCUUAGGUGGCUAUGCACAGGCUCUUGUUGCUGCAGCAUUUGUGAUGGGCCUUGGUAUUGGCACUUGGUUUGACUCAGAGGUAGUCUUGACGCCGGCGAACGUCUCGAGCACGGAGAUCAUUGACCGAGCUGUUCCGAACGCGGACAUCUGCAUGGCGAACGGCUACUCUGCCUCCGUGCUCAGCAUGAACGUCUUCGUCACGUAUAACCCGUUCAACGUGUAUAUCUCGCAGCCUCAGGUCAAGGGUGGAUGCGUUCUGCGGCGCGCCAACGUGGGCCUGCUCGAGCGCGAAAAGCUCGUGACGCCCCACGACGUGGAUCUGUGCAAGCAGCGCAUGAACACGUUUGCGUACGUUGGGGAUCUCAAGAGCGAGCCGGAGGUGGAGUGCGUGUAUCACAGCGAGGAGGCUGAGAACCAGUAUUUGGAGGUCCUCGGCAAUCGGGCCAAAAUGUCUCAGCUGUUGAUGCAGCAGCCGACGGAGCCACUGGCGGAGAACCAGACUUAGAAGAAAAUCGAUGUGCUGGUUAAGUGCCUGGGACGAUGGGUCAUCUGGACCGGGGGGCCUAAAAUUAAUGGCCGCAAGGGGCACACACACACACACACACAAUAAAGAGUUUGGAUGUGGUGAGAAGACUGAUAUCCUCCUGCAUAUGUUUAUUCACUUCGUAGAGAAGACCAUGAUGGGCGCUUUGGAGCAUUUUUUGGUGGUGGCAUGCUUGUUUUCGUAUUGAGGACCGUUAGGCAUGCGCUGAGGUUGCAGUUGGAGUAUUCUCUGGGGCAACUUAGAAUUUAUUUAGCUGCUUAGCUGGAGAAGACAGAGGUGUAGAAGUUAGGGCCGGUGAUUUUUGUACGAAUUUCCAACAUGUACAGUACGAAUUGUCUUUGUAUCGGCCGUGCGCCGCACAACGGAUCGGCCGUGCGCCGCACAACGGCGUAUGUUCAAAUGUUCAGUCUGUGCACUCACUGUGGAACGGGUGAUAGGGCUGUUGGGACGAUCCUUUUGAACGGUUAUAUAAUAAUGAUUUCGC